Scaptodrosophila lebanonensis is the source of this 1062-nucleotide messenger RNA. Its product is annotated as serine/threonine-protein phosphatase alpha-2 isoform-like. Bases 71 to 1015 code for a protein of 314 amino acids. NCBI's taxonomy places the organism in Eukaryota, Metazoa, Arthropoda, Insecta, Diptera, Drosophilidae. The transcript has a single exon. Gene Ontology annotation, molecular function: protein serine/threonine phosphatase activity. Gene Ontology annotation, cellular component: nucleus; cytoplasm. The record is from RefSeq and is a predicted model, not a curated record.
GUAGAUGAAGUUUUGAAAAGGUUCCAUCCUUAGUCUGUUCUGUUAAAAAAAGAAACAAACUGUAAUAUCCAUGAUGUCGGUGCGAGGCUCCAGCGUGGGGGACCUGUCCCAGAUAGACCAGAUAAUCCUACGAAUUAUCGAUACGCGUCGUUCGAAAAUUCUGAACCUUGGUGAAUCGGAUAUUCGAGCGGUAUGCUUUCGGUCUCGAGAGAUUUUCCUCUCACAACCAAUGUUGCUGCAACUCGCCACGCCCGUAAAGAUUUGCGGGGACAUACAUGGCCAGUUCACGGACUUAUUGCGUCUCUUCGACUAUGGCGGUUAUCCCCCUGCGUCGAAUUACUUAUUUUUGGGCGACUACGUGGACCGUGGCAAGCAAUCCAUUGAAACCAUUUGUCUGUUGUUGGCUUACAAAAUCAAGUACCCGGACAACUUUUUCCUACUGCGCGGCAAUCAUGAGUCCGCAAGCAUCAAUCGAAUCUACGGAUUCUACGACGAGUGCAAGAGAAGGUAUUCCAUCAAGCUGUGGCGCACCUUCGUCGACUGCUACAACUGCAUGCCGGUGGCAGCGAUUGUGGACGACAGGAUCUUCUGCUGCCACGGCGGCCUUAGUCCCGACCUCCACAACAUGACGCAGAUCUUGAAUUUGCCUCGGCCCUGCGAUGUGCCCGACAGGGGAUUGCUCUGUGACCUUCUCUGGUCUGAUCCCGAUUCCAAAAUCAUGGGAUGGAGUGACAACGAUCGCGGCGUGAGUGUCACCUUUGGUCCCGAUAUUGUUGAAAAAUUCGUGCACCGCCAUCGUUUGGAUUUGAUUUGUCGCGCCCACCAAGUUGUGGAGGAUGGCUACGAGUUUUUUGCCAAGCGCCAGCUUAUAACCGUUUUCUCAGCCCCCAAUUACUGCGGCGAGUUCGACAAUGCGGGCGCCAUGAUGUCCGUGGAUGAGACUCUAAUGUGUUCCUUCUUUGUGCUCAAACCGUCAAAGAAAAUGGGCCUUCGAAGGGUCAACUCCAAGGUGUGAGCAAAGCUUGUUCUAUUCUGCAGUCAUACGAUAAUAAGUAGCAAUAA